This is a messenger RNA of Penicillium malachiteum, 1287 nucleotides long. RefSeq names its product Gfo/Idh/MocA family protein. The record is from RefSeq and is a predicted model, not a curated record. NCBI's taxonomy places the organism in Eukaryota, Fungi, Ascomycota, Eurotiomycetes, Eurotiales, Aspergillaceae. Gene Ontology annotation, molecular function: nucleotide binding. The coding region runs from base 1 to 1287 and encodes 428 amino acids. The transcript is spliced from 3 exons.
AUGUUCUUCACCGGGUUAUAUCGCAUCUAUACAGGUUUCAUUAGCCCACCAAAGGCGAGAAAGCAGGAUGAUGCCAUUCGAUUCGGCCUCCUUGGUGCAUCCAACAUUGCCCCAUUUUCCCUGAUCGGCCCCGCAAAAUCACACUCCGAGGUAGUCGUCGCCGCAGUUGCAGCCAGAGACCGUUCCCGCGCCGAGACAUAUGCGAAGAAACAUGGAAUUCCUAUCGUACACUUCACUUAUGAAGACCUCCUUCAAGAUCCCUCGAUAGAUGCCAUCUAUAUCGCGCUCCCAAACAGCCUCCACUACGAGUGGGCCCUGCGUUCCAUUCGCGCUGGAAAACACGUCCUGUUGGAGAAACCAUCGUGUUCCAAUGCCGAAGAAGCGCGCGCGCUAUUCAAUCAUCCGCUUUUAAAAGCGAAGGGUGCACCUGUUCUCUUGGAGGCUUUUCAUUACCGCUUCCACCCGGCGUGGCAAACAUUCCUGGCGCGUAUCCACGACGAUCCUGAAGCAGGCCAAGUGAGAAAUGCUUUUGUUCAGCAAUAUUUGCCAAAGGGUUUCUGUCCAGACGAUGAUAUUAGAUGGCGUUUUGAUCUUGCAGGAGGCGCAAUGAUGGAUUUCGGCACAUAUACGGUGAACUGUCUCCGACAAAUUUUCAACCAAGAGCCGACCGAAGUGCUUGAGGUAAAGUUCCGAGGCCUGCCGGCCCCGCUACCCGAUCUUCCAGAGGCAGGGCAAAUAGACCAGGCGAUGAACGCGAGUUACCGGACUGCUGAUGGUAAAUUUGGAACACUGGUGGCUGACUUGUCUGCGUCUGGAGAAUGGCCGAUGCUUCCCAGUUCAUGGACACAAAGCCUGCCGCGGUUAGGCUGGCCUAAGUGCGAAGUGGAACUAGAGGAAUGCGCGAUCGAGAAUAUGGAUGGACGUGUACACAGUGUCAAACGAAAUGUGACUAUGUGGAAUCACCUGGCGCCUAGUCUUUAUCAUCGGGUUGAUGUAGAAGACACGCAUACAAUUCGACUUGGCGACCGGGUGGUGAAGUCGUGGAAAGAGUUCAAGAAAGAGAAAGCGUACAAAUGGCUAUCUGGUGAUGUGCGUGCGAAUGAUGAGCAGGAUUGGUGGACCAGCUAUCGUUAUCAACUGAACGAGUUUGUUAAUAAGGUCAAAGGGCGUGAAGGCUCAGGGGUUUGGGUUGAUGGAGAUGAUAGCAUUAGGCAGAUGGAGGCUGUGGAUGAAACAUAUCGCAAGGCUGGACUUCAAGUACGCCCAGGAAGCGAUUUGAAACUUUAA